Etheostoma cragini (Arkansas darter) is the source of this 678-nucleotide messenger RNA. Its product is annotated as CD5 antigen-like. The record is from RefSeq and is a predicted model, not a curated record. The annotation marks the transcript as partial. Gene Ontology annotation, cellular component: membrane. The transcript has 2 exons. NCBI's taxonomy places the organism in Eukaryota, Metazoa, Chordata, Actinopteri, Perciformes, Percidae.
AUCAUCUCUCCAGACUCUGUCAGGCUGGAGAACGGGACCAGUCUGUGUUCAGGCAGACUGGAGGUGAAGUCUAACCAGUCUACCCAGACCUGGUCCUCAGUGUGUCAACAGGACUUUGACCAGCAGGAUGCAGAGGUGGUCUGCAGGGAGCUUGGCUGUGGGGCUCCUUCAGUCCUCCAGGGGGUGCUCUAUGGAGACGUGGAGCCUCCAAUGAGGACCACAGAGUUCCAGUGUGGAGGCCAUGAGUCUGCUCUCCUGGACUGUAGAAGCUCAGGCUCAGAUAGAACCACCUGCUCACCUGGAAAACCUGUUGGACUCACCUGCUCAGAGCCUGUCAGGUUGGUGGGGGGGGCCAGUCGCUGUGCAGGGACACUGGAGGUGAAACAUAACGGAGAAUGGAGACCAGUGGUUUACUCUGAUUGGACCCUGAAGACAUCAGCUGCUGCCUGCAGAGAGUUAGACUGUGGCUCUGCUGUUUCUGUAGGAGAGAGAGAAGAGUCCUCAUACAGAUCUGUGUGGAGGAUCAGGUCUGACUGUGUUGAGUCUGGAUCUGCUCUGAGGGAGUGUGCAGCACCAGAUUUCUCCUUCUCCUCUUCUUCCUCCUUCCUUAAUCUCACCUGCUCAGGUAAGCCGUCCCCGUGCUGGGAUAACUUACAGCUGUAAUAUUGUAACGUUAAA